UGCGCAGUAAAUGCGCCAUCGAUGAACGGGAUUGAGCUCUUUUCAUCGUCAUUGAAAAUUCAAACAUUGAGAAAAAGAGGAUAAUGACAGCAGCAACGAAAAGAGCCUGGAGGCUUAGCGAAUUUCCUGCGCACGGCGCUACAGUAAACUGCGCAUCUAUUGGACAGACGACUGGACGUGUAAUGGUAACGGGAGGAGAUGAUAGGAAAGUCAACGUGUGGACUAUUGGAAAGCCCAACGUGAUCCUGACGUUGACGGGCCAUACGAGUGCUGUUGAGGCGGUUAGGCUGGAUACUGCAGAGGAAAAGGUGGUGACUGGAUCACGAUCUGGCACGCUCAAAGUAUGGGAUCUAGAGCAACAGAAAGUUUUACGAACAUUGUCCAGCCACAAGGCAAACAUUCGUUGUCUUGAUGUUCAUCCCUUUGGUGAUUUUGUGGUGUCUGGCUCAUCAGACACGUUUGUCAAGGUAUGGGAUGUUCGUCGAAAAGGCUGCAUUUUCACAUACAAUGGUCAUACAGACUGUGUCAACUGUCUGAGAGUUAGUCCAGACGGUCGAUGGGUUGCUUCUUGUAGCAAUGAUAACACAACAAAUCUGUGGGAUUUGACUGCUGGAAGGCUUUUUCACUCUUUUGCCGACUUUCAAAGACCAGUUGAAUGGUUAGAGUUUCAUCCGAAUGAAUUUCUGUUGGCAGCUUGUGGAGCUGAUCGAACAAGUAAAUUCUGGGAUCUCGAGACACUUCAAGUUAUUUCGUCUACAGAACUGGAGUCAUCUGCAGUACGAUGUAUAAAGUUUCAUCCGGAUGGCGGUUGCUUGUUUUCUGCUGGACAGGAUUCUCUACGGGUGCAUGGCUGGGAACCCAGUGAGAGCUUUGACAUGGUUCCUAUUUCAUGGGGAAAAGUUGCUGACAUGUCUAUAGUAAAUAACCAACUAGUGGCAGCUUCAUUAUAUCAGACACUUGUGUCCGUGUGGGUAGCUGAUGUUCAGAGAUUGAAGCCAUUCGCUGAGACCUCUGACUCUCAAGGAACCGAGACUCCUAAGGUGACUGAUGAUCAGAAACGUGGUACGCAUAAUCGAAUACAAAGUGGUCGGAGACUAUUUACACAAGAGAAACCGAAGUCACCACCAACGACAUAUGAGAAAGACACGAACAGUGAGAACAACGAGAAUGCAGCACCUGUUACUGAUGACCACGAGGCAGAAAUCUUCAAACCUAGGGAGAGUCUAGAGAAAACACCACAAAAGAAGUUCGACCCUUUUUCACCUCCACCCGAGGAUGCAAAAAAUCCUGUGUUGGUGGGUAAGCAAUCGCCAUCUCGUCCUAAGACUACAUCAACAACGACCAAAUCAUCUCGUGUGGCUGCUGAUUCCACAAAACAUCAUGACGGUAGCAAGCAAGCAAGUUUAGACGCAGAAGAAUUUCUGCAAGGAAAUAGAAUUCAAAAACCAGAGUCAGUACAAUUGACUACUGAUGCUGCCAUUAAGAAACUGGAAAACGGUCACCUUGCUAUGAGUACUGUUCUUUCACAACGUUGUACUCACCUUCAGAAAGUUCGAUCUGUUUGGUCAACGGAUAAUGUUAAGGUUGCUGUUCGAGCUGCUUUGGAUCAAGAUGACGAUGCUGUCAUUAUUGAUUUGUUAGGAAUAUUGCGUUUAAAACUUUCUCUGUGGAGUCUGGAGAUUUGUAAUCUUUUACUACCAAAACUACAUCACCUGUUGUCUUCAAAACAUGGCAGUUAUGUUCUAUCAGCUUGUUCAGCUGUUAAGUUGGUUUUGCGUAAUUUUGCUCCUGUCAUAAGAAGUAAUUUAUCAUCACCUCCAAGUGAAGGUAUAGACUUCAGUAGGGAAGAAAGAUACUCAAAAUGCAGAACGUGUAAUUCACUUCUUCAAGAGAUUAGAAGAACAGCCGUGGAACGUCAUUCUCAUGUAUCAGGGAAAUUAGGCAGUGCUAUUAGAGAACUGAAGGUUGCCUUUGCAGUGUUGGACUCAUAGUAAUAUCAGUGAUGUAUAGUAUGUAUCUUGGGAUGGUUUAGAACAACAUUGCUAUCAUUUUGUA
This is a messenger RNA of Corticium candelabrum, 2055 nucleotides long. Its product is annotated as katanin p80 WD40 repeat-containing subunit B1-like. Gene Ontology annotation, biological process: microtubule depolymerization; microtubule severing. The record is from RefSeq and is a predicted model, not a curated record. Gene Ontology annotation, cellular component: katanin complex. The transcript has 20 exons. Bases 84 to 1991 code for a protein of 635 amino acids. Gene Ontology annotation, molecular function: microtubule binding. Lineage: Eukaryota; Metazoa; Porifera; Homoscleromorpha; Homosclerophorida; Plakinidae.